CAAAUACCCAUCAAACUCUGUCUCUCACUUUCCUUCAUUAACUCAUUCCCCAAAAUAAUACCAUUAUAUCACAUUCCCAAACUUUUCUCUACACCUUGUUCCCAAAACGAAAAGAAAAAUUAUAAUGGUUAGUGUGACAUUGGUGUUUUUGGUAUAAAGCUCUUCUUUAUAAAGUAGAUCAUCAAUAUGAUAGCUUCAAAGACUACCACUCCCAAGACUAGCUUAGCGAGUCAAGAGAGCAAGGAGGAGAAAAAUAAAUCGGUUAGAGAUUCCGGUAAGUAUCCGGUUUACCGGGGAGUCCGAAAGAGGAACUGGGGGAAAUGGGUGUCGGAGAUACGCGAGCCGAGGAAAAAAUCACGUAUAUGGCUCGGAACGUUUCCUUCCCCGGAGAUGGCGGCGCGUGCACACGACGUAGCUGCUCUUAGCAUCAAAGGAGCCUCCGCUAUACUCAACUUCCCUGACCUAGCCGGCUCUUUCCCGAGACCUAGCUCCCUCAGCCCUCGUGACAUCCAAGCCGCAGCUCUCAAAGCCGCUCACAUGGAGAUCAUGACGACGACGACAACGUCACAGUCUUCAUCUUCUUCUUUUUUUACGUUUUCGUCUUCACAGUCUUCUUCUUCGCUUGAGUCUCUCGUGUCUUCCUCUGGGACGGGCUUAGAGGAGCUAGGGGAGAUCGUAGAGCUGCCGAGUUUGGGAUCGAGUUACGAUGGUUCGACUCAGCUAGGUAAAGAUUUUAUAUUCUCUGACUCGACGACAGACUUAUGGGUUUAUCCACCGCUUUGGUCAGAAGGUGAUUAUGAGAUGGUUCCUUCUGCAUUAUUAUCACAAGAUUGGGAUCUUCAAGGACUGUACAAUAAUUAUUAAGUCAUAAUAAUCAUAUUAAUAUACUAGUAAAUGCUGUGUUUAAUUACUUUUUAAUGAACCCUUUAUUUUGUGGGGUGAGUUUAGGGUUAUUAGUCUUUGAUUUUUUUUUCAUUUUUUUUUUCAAUCUCUGUGUGUGUGUGAGAGAGAGCUCCAUAUAUGAAUACUUGUACAUAAUUCUCAUAACAUGUUUUUAUUUUUAUUUUAAAUCAGUGUGUGUAAAUUUGAAAAAUAAAGAAUAUUGGACUAGUA
Camelina sativa (false flax) is the source of this 1113-nucleotide messenger RNA. Its product is annotated as ethylene-responsive transcription factor TINY-like. NCBI's taxonomy places the organism in Eukaryota, Viridiplantae, Streptophyta, Magnoliopsida, Brassicales, Brassicaceae. Gene Ontology annotation, biological process: regulation of DNA-templated transcription. The record is from RefSeq and is a predicted model, not a curated record. Gene Ontology annotation, molecular function: DNA binding; DNA-binding transcription factor activity.